Symbiodinium necroappetens is the source of this 555-nucleotide messenger RNA. Lineage: Eukaryota; Dinophyceae; Suessiales; Symbiodiniaceae. The record is from the annotation of a GenBank genome assembly.
GUUCAGACGGCACCUUCACAGCACGUUACAAUGCCGAGUUUCGUGAAUGCGUAUAUGACAUCGACGGCACCGGCAGGCAACUUUGCAUACAUGACGAGCCCUGUGGCCAACAUGGCGGUGCCCGUGCUGCCCAACAUGUUUGGCAUCACGGCAGCAGCUCCGUUUCAACAUUCUGCAGCCUUCGUACCGGCAGGCUCGUACGACGAUCCCGCAGCUGAGUUUAAGGCAGCCCCUGCCUACAACUACAAGGAUGCAAGAAAGGGCCAAGGGAAAGGAGCGAAAGGCAAGAACAAGAGCAACUCCCGCAACUUCAUCCUGGCCGCAGAUGGAACUUUGCUUCCCGCGCCCGAGAAUGACGAGUGCAUCAAGGGACCAGUCCCAGUGGGUGCACAGGAUGCUUCGGCUCCGGUUUUGGAAUCAUCCAGACCGGCGAAUGUGGCGCAGGCCCCGUCUUUCGGCAGAUUGCACAAGUUCCAUCCGGAAACAGCCCGGAUGGGGAAGCUGGUUCCAGAUGGCCGAACCUUCACCAAAGAGCAGUUUAUGGGCCGUCUGUCA